Closterium sp. Naga37s-1 is the source of this 447-nucleotide messenger RNA. The record is from the annotation of a GenBank genome assembly. NCBI's taxonomy places the organism in Eukaryota, Viridiplantae, Streptophyta, Zygnematophyceae, Desmidiales, Closteriaceae.
AUGGCGGCCGCGAGCCAAUCCGCUGCGGGCAGCGCUGGUCCGGACAGAGCGGAAGCGGGGGGGUCGCAAGGCGCCGGGGAUGCUAUCGCUGAUCAGUCGUCCGCGCCAGGUGCUGCGUGGGACGCUGCAGCGGUGCGGGCGGACGCGUCGGGGGCAGCGGCGCCCAGAGAGUCGUGCAUCAAACACAUCGAUGCCAUCUGGUUCUGCUACUCGCCGGUGUACCAGACAACGCAGUACUACCGCGAGGGCACGUUUGACUCGUGCCUCGGCAAGUGGGGCCACCUGUGGGACUGCAUGCUGCUGCGCACCGCCGCUGCCCCCUCCGUGCUGGCGCGGCGCGAGGAGAGGCGCGAUCAGCAGGGCCCUCCGCCACCCCACAUCUGGCAGAUGCGCUCGCCAGAGGAAGCAAGGAAGUUCUGGGAGCAGGAGUUUGGAGGGAAGUCCUAG